This is a messenger RNA of Episyrphus balteatus (marmalade hoverfly), 3062 nucleotides long. Its product is annotated as pH-sensitive chloride channel 2. Gene Ontology annotation, cellular component: synapse; membrane; neuron projection. Gene Ontology annotation, molecular function: transmembrane signaling receptor activity; extracellular ligand-gated monoatomic ion channel activity; neurotransmitter receptor activity. The transcript is spliced from 7 exons. Lineage: Eukaryota; Metazoa; Arthropoda; Insecta; Diptera; Syrphidae. The coding region runs from base 268 to 2262 and encodes 664 amino acids. Gene Ontology annotation, biological process: chemical synaptic transmission; regulation of membrane potential; signal transduction. The record is from RefSeq and is a predicted model, not a curated record.
CAUUCAGUUUCCACCUGUAGCUUGCACGAUUUGAACGCAGUUUUUUCCGAGCUCCAAUAUAAUUAUUCAUCUUCAUUUAAGUGCACAAUUAUUUGAAGUUGUGAAUAAGCUUUACUUUUUUUGAAUUUUUCGCGGGAAUUGACGAGCGUAAAGGCUUUUAUAUUAAAAGAUCGGCUUAACGGCCGCUUUUAAGCGGGACAGAGGAUCUUAAGUCGGGUUUGUUUGUUUUUAUUAUUUCGCGGUUUUUUGUGUUUGUUUUAAGAAACCAUGGCGAAUUUGAAUCUUGUAACGGUUUUUAUUGCCAUUUUAAUACAAAUUGCUCCUAUAAUCGCAACAACGAAGCUUAUAAUAACACAGGAAGGUGAAGAAAUUCAACCUCCAGUUCAACAUUUCAUACAAACCACAAACGGAACCGAGUUUCCUCUGCUCGUUACCGAAGAUCCAUUAGCUUCGACAACUUUAACGGAAGAUCUAACUGAAGCUCCAUUAAAAUCUGAAUCCAUAGUUCUUGGGGGAACAAAUGGUGGUAAUUCUUUAGAGCCACCUGGUGGUAAAAAUUCUAAGACCGAUCGAAAUAAUGUCCCGGAAAUAAGUUCUACAAUGAGGACGAUUCCAAUGGAAACUUCCAAUGAUGGUCCAACAAUUGUAUUGAGCAUAUCGACCAAUAAUGGCAGUGAAGCUAUAAUAACGACAUCAACUGACGAAUAUGAACAAGAUGCACAUGGACUUAUACCAAGUGCUAAGGUUAAUGCCAGCAUUCAUUUGUCCAAACCAACAGGAGAGAUCAUCUUCAGAUCGGACGAAGAAUGUCCAACAUUAAUCGAUGCUGACAGUUUGUCACAAACACAACUGAUUCAACGGCUGACGGCCCCUUGCCGUUAUGAUCGCCUCGAAAGGCCAAUAACCUUCAAUGAAAAAGGUGAACGCCUACCCGUCGACGUACACACUCGUGCCUAUGUUUAUUUUAUGCAAAAUUUAGAAGCUCACGAUUUGCAAUUUAAAAUGCAUGCAUUGUUACAAUUGCGUUUUGUUGAUCCCCGAUUGGUAUUCAAAGAAGUUGCCCCGAAACGUAAACAACCAAUAUUGGGCGAAAAAUCUUUGAGAGAUACACUUUGGGUGCCACAUAUUUUCUUUGCCAACGAACGAGAUUCAAGUAUUUUAGGUACAGCCGAAAAAGAUAUUCUUACAUCGAUCUCACCAGAUGGCACUGUGAUCAUUUCGACAAGAAUUCAGGCAACAUUGUAUUGUUGGAUGAAUUUACAAAAGUUUCCCUUCGAUGAACAAUCUUGUUCAACGGUUUUAGAGAGCUGGAUGUAUAAUACAUCAGAGUUGGUUCUUCAUUGGGAAACAAAAUCUCCGGUUACUUUUGAUCCUGAUCUACAUUUAACUGAAUAUGUUUUGCUAAGUUCGUGGUCUAAUGAAACUGUAGUUAAUGCUGAUUUGAAUGAUUUACGGCAUGGAGCUUUUGCUGGAAACUACAGUUCACUAAGUUUCACAGUACAUCUGACCCGAGAAGUUGGAUACUAUCUUAUGGAUUACUUCUUGCCUUCGAUGAUGAUUGUUGCUAUUUCAUGGGUAUCAUUUUGGUUGCAGGCCGAUCAAUCAGCGCCAAGAAUUAUGUUAGGAACAAGUACUAUGUUGACGUUUAUCACUCUUGCAUCAGCACAAGGAAAAACAUUACCUAAAGUCAGUUAUAUUAAGGUUUCAGAAGUUUGGUUCUUGGGAUGCACAUUGUUCAUCUUUGGAAGUUUGGUCGAAUUUGCUUUCGUAAACACAAUUUGGCGACGAAAGAAGAAUGUCGAAUUGAAAAAGAUCAACAGUAAAUAUAUUUUAAAGUCUACACUUACACCACGAUUAGCUCGAAAAGAUAUGGGAAUGCAAAAGUCAAGAUCAUGUUCCAGCUUAAACGAUGGACAAUCAGAGCAUAGUAAUAGAGAAUCACAGAAUUACAACAAUUAUUUAACUGUUCACACUCUUCCCAUUAUCACAACUCAGUGUGAAGAAGACUUCUCUGGCAAUGGCAAUUUAACACGGGAUGUUGAAAAGGGCUCAAACAAUAACAUGUCCAAAUGUGCCUCAAUCAGUAUAGAUGAUAACUUUGUUGGAGGAAACAAGAACAAUGGCAACUCCAAUCGCAGUGGUUGGACAACAAUGACGCCUCAAGAAAUCUCCAUUUGGAUUGACAGAAGGGCAAGGUUUAUAUUCCCUCUGUCAUUUAUUUGUUUCAAUGCAAUUUUCUGGACUUUUGUUUAUUGCUUGUAAAAAAAAACAUUGUUAUCAAAAGACCUCAAAGCAGGUCUUCAGGUUUUAAAAUUUUCUCGCUUUAAAUAGCUACGCCAACGUUUGCACAAUCUCUUUUUUAUGGAACUGAUGAGCCAAUGAAUUCAAAUUUAAAAUUGUUUAAAAUUUGAAUUUAAACUUAAUAUUUUACCAUUGUAUAUGUAACUUUAUUGUUUUAUGUAUUUAUUUAUAUUUAAUAGUCAACAUUUGUUAUUAUUAUUUAGUGAAGAAAAGAAACAAAAUAAUUUUGUGUGUUUUGUGCAAAGUGUUCCUAAAAAUUUCCUUUCUUAUUCUGAGGAUUUUUUCUAUUGUUCUUAAUUUUUUUACUAACUUGGUUUUCAAAUUAAGGUUUUUCUUUAAGCAGCAAAAUUUAAAAAGGCUGCUAAAACUUAAUGUGAUUAAACUGAAAACAGUGUAUUAUUAUGCAUAAGAUUCCACAAAAAAAAAUAUGUCAGAAUAAAAUAUCAGACACAAAACCAAAUGUUUAAUUUUUAUUUUCUUAUAGUUAUGUCAUUAUUUUUUUUUUUUUUUUUUUUGUUUAAGUAUUAUACCAUAAUGUAUUUUUUAAAACUUUCACUUUGUUUAUAAUUUUAAUCUCCAUAUACCUAAUAUAUACAUACAUACUACAUACAUCGAUUAAAAAAUAAUAUUGCAAUUUAUUAAUAAAUGCAAGUUUUAUAUUUAUAACCUUUUAUAAAAAAGAAAAAUGAAUACAUUAUUUGAUUUUAUGUUAUUAACGUUACUGAAUGUGAAUAAAUAAAUGUGUACAUAAUUGUAAAAUA